Molecule: messenger RNA, 1524 nt
Organism: Centruroides sculpturatus (bark scorpion)
Lineage: Eukaryota; Metazoa; Arthropoda; Arachnida; Scorpiones; Buthidae
Product: putative nuclease HARBI1
Exons: 2
Coding region: 107-1282 (391 amino acids)
Source: RefSeq, a predicted model, not a curated record
CUUUUUGCUAGCUUCCAAGCUCGCCGAGCUGACACCUAGCGCUGCCUGACGUCAUACUAGCACUGCCUGACGUCAUACUAGCACGUUGGUAAAAGUAUACACAGUAAUGGCGUCUUACGGUUUAGUAUCAGCGGCUGUAGCUAUUAUUUCACAACUGCAAUCGCUAGAUUCGGAGUCUGAAGACGAUGAUUUAUUGUUAGAAUGUGCAAUGUCUGCAGUUGAAGCUGAGGUGAAUGCAUCUAGUGGCGAAAAAAGCAAGUCAGUCGAAAAAGUAAAAGGGUAUGUUGAGUACACUGUGCCAAGAUACCGAUCGAAGGAUUUUCAGGAACAUUUUCGAUUGAACAGAACAACUGUGGACAUUUUAAUAUCAAAAUUAGCACCCUUACUUAAUAGCAAACAGAAUUCAAGAGGACGAUGCCCAUUGACGGUGGAGAAAAAAAUAUUGUGCAGUCUCUACUUGUUAUCGAAUCAAGCUCCGUUCAGGUUAGCUGCGGAUCGAUUUAAUGUAUGCAGACAAACAGCUUGGAAAAUACUGCAUGAAUUUUCAUCUGCACUUUUGGACCUAAAUAAAAGUGAAGGCAUACUUUCUUGGCCAAACCAAGAGAAGGCUUUUAAAACAAGCGAUUAUUAUACGAAAAAGUUUGGUUUUCCUGGAGUGAUUGGAGUUGUAGAUGGUAAACAUAUGGCUAUUAAAGCCCCCAGGAAUGAUCAUUCAUCCUAUUAUAAUAGGAAACAAUUUUAUUCUGUCAUCCUCCAGGCUGUAUGCAACGAGAAGUUGCUAUUCACAGAUUGUUACGUAGGAGAGGCAGGAUCAGUUCACGAUGCCUGUGUCUAUCGUCGAUCCACAUUAUCUAAAAGAAUUGAUGAAGGUGUAGGAUUUCCGAUAGAUACUCACCUCCUUGGUGAUGCAGCCUACCCCUUAAACAAAUACUUAUUAACACCAUACCGAGACAAUGGCCAUUUAACUGAAAUUCAGUCAUACUUUAAUACUAAGCUUUCCAAAUGCAGAAGCUCAAUUGAAAGAACAUUUGGGUUGUUUGUUGGUCGGUUCAGACGCUUCAAACUUCUCGACAUGCAUCGAUUGGACUUAAUGGUAAUGCUCAUUAUGGCAGGAUGCAUUCUCCACAACUUUUCUAUUUUAGAAGGAGAUGAACUUAAUAUUGAAGAGGAAAGAUUAGUUGGAGUGCCAGUAGAAAUUGAAAAUGUCCAAGCAAGAAGAGAGGCACAAAAUAAGCGUAAUGAUUUGGCUAACACUCUUUUUGCAAGGCGAAUACAGCAUUAAUUUAAUAACAUAAAUGCUAAAAAUGUAUUAAUUUUUUAAAUAAUAAAUUCAUUAUUUUAUAUCACUUCUUGUGUUUAUAUGAAGUGUUUGUUGCCCGAACAAAAAUCUUUCAUGAAAGUGUUAUCCGAUCAAUCACUGUAUAACUUUUUGUAUGUAUUGAUAUAUGUGUUAUAUAACUUUCUGUAAUAUAUAUCUUUUCUGUAUAUAACUUUUUGUAUAUAUAUAUCAAAUAUUAAGUAAUU